Saccostrea echinata is the source of this 2915-nucleotide messenger RNA. RefSeq lists its product as uncharacterized. Gene Ontology annotation, molecular function: protein binding. NCBI's taxonomy places the organism in Eukaryota, Metazoa, Mollusca, Bivalvia, Ostreida, Ostreidae. The record is from RefSeq and is a predicted model, not a curated record. The transcript has 7 exons. Bases 120 to 1703 code for a protein of 527 amino acids.
AGGAAAUUUUACCUGGAGCAGUGAAACUGAAAAAUCGGCUUACCUGUUCCGUCCAAUUUUGACACAUACUGCUUGUUAACAUUAUAAAGAGCCACAAUAAUGUAAGAAACGACAAAAUUAUGGAUGUCUUUAUUUUACGUCUUUCGAUCUUAAUGCUGAUGACUUGGACGAGUCUAGGUUUACCAGAUAAAGACAACACAAAACCAGGUCAUGUAGUUCUUCAUCCUCCUAGCAAUUUAAGCACUUUUUACAUUGGAGAUGGGGAUGUGUAUUUCUAUUGGAACCCUCCACAGAAUUACCACACUCACCAGCCCGGAAACCUUACAAAGGCCCAGGUGUACAAGAUCCGCAACAAAGACCACAUUCACUUCUCCGAUUCAGGUUCAUGGAUUGAAAAAGGAAGUGAAACAGAAAGGGAUCAAGACUGGAUUUUUAGAUUAUUUUCUAUUUCUGGCAUUUCUGCUAAAAGCCAUCAAAGAGAAUUAAAAAACUCACAGAAAAUACAGAAGACCAAUCAGUCAAUAGAGGACCAUAUUGAUCAAGCAAACUUAACAAGUGAACAGGUGGAAAAAUACAAGCAAUAUCUGAAGAGCAAAAAUAUCUCAAAUAUUCCAGACUGGUUUCAGAAAACUACUGUACCAAAGGAGCAUGCAGGAAUAUUAUGGUAUACCAUUUUCUGGCAAGAAAUGGAUAAUGGAACAGAAAUUGGUGAGGCACAGAAUUACAGCGUGAAGCCAGAUAAACUAGCAUACCACAUCAAAGGCCUGAAAGCUGAGACAGACUACAGAAUCAAUGUCCAGGUCAUGUAUUACUCCUUCACUUCCCUCAAAAGUGAGGAUCUCUUCAUAAAAACAAACAGAAACUAUUCCCUGAUACAUGAGGAGGAUUACAGGAAUAUAUAUGACUAUUGUCGCUGUGAUACAAUGGGAACUAAGAAUGGCACAUCCAAGUGUAAAAUACAUCAGUACGGACAGCUGACUCUGUCUCUCUGUGAAUGCAGGGAGGGUUACUCUGGAAUGUAUUGUCACCUCUGUAGACCUGGCUAUUACCGUCUGGGACCCAACAUGCCAUGUUUCAAGUGUCCCUGUGUCCCAGAAAAAUCAGAUGGCCAUUGUCAUUUUGAGGAGGGGUACCUGUUUUGUGACACCUGUAAGGAGGGUUAUGGAGGAAAUCUGUGCCAGGCAUGUGCUGCAGGUUACUAUAGGCCUCAGAUGAGCACAAAGUGCACAAAAUGCAACUGCCAUGGAAAUGCACUGUUCUGUCAAGAUCUUACAGGAGAAUGCAUUGCUUGUAUGAACCACACAGCAGGGUUCAAUUGUCACAGGUGUGAGCAUGGAUAUGUUGGUAAUGCACAGAGUUAUAGACACCCAAAGUGUGUUAAUCCAGCAGAAGUUAAAAUGCAGGAGAAAAAAAGUUCCGUGAGUUCUGGAGUGAUUGCUGGAAUCUGUGUGGCAAUCAUCAUCUUUAUUGGUGUCAUCACUGGUAUCGUCAUCUAUAAACGAUGCUGGAUUUACCCAGUAGCACGGCCGUUCUGGACAGUAGAGCUAAAAGAUGAUCAUGAAGGCAUCAACUUCAGCAGCGUUCCUGAAGAUGAGCUGGUGGCCAUCACAGCCCGAGAGGAGGAGGAAUUUUACCGAGGCCAGGGUGUGAAGACAAGUAAAUCACGCUCACAGCCAUACUCACAACUCAGAGAGGACAUCUGAUUACCUUAGAGGACAUAUUAGAGGACGUCAAAUAAUAUUACAAUAGAGGACGUCAAAUAAUAUUACAAUAGAGGACGUCUGAUUGGCUCAAAGGACAUAUUAGAGGACCUCAAAUAAUAUUACAUUAGAGGACAUCUGACAUUGCAAGAACUAAAAAGCUAGGGAAUUUCAGUGGCUAUAGAGGAAGAAAGCUUACUCUUGUUUAUUUUCCCUCAUGGGAAAUAUUUAUAAACUUUGUGAUGAAGCUAGUUCAAUGAUUUUUUUUUUUGAAAAAUUACUUGUAUGUACAUGUAUUUCCCAGGCAAGUGUAUAAAGGCACAGUUUAAUACAAUGUCAAGCUGCAAGUUUCUUUUUCCACAAAACAUAUAGCCACUUUAUAUACUUUUGUGCUUAAAACAUAGUUGUAGAGUCAAUUAAUACCUGAUUUUAUAAAUGUUAUCACUGUGCCUUUCAGGACUUGGCUUUUUAAGAAAUAUUUAAUAUCAAUAUUAAGAAUAUAAGAAUUGAAUGUAGAUCUCGGUAGUCAUUAGUAUUGCUUACUGUUGCUGCCUUUAUGAAUGUGUCUUUACACUGCUGUGAGUUCACAAAGAUCUGAUUUUUAGUUUAAAAUCAGAUAGAAAUAAACUAAUUUACUGUGUUAGUGUUAGAUACAUGUAUCUGAGUUGUAUUCAUAAGGUUCUUGGGUUAAAACUUGACAUACUAACAUGGAACUAAAAUUCCUAACAUGGAACUUUUCCGUAAGUAUAACAAUUUAUUAUGAGAAAACUGAAGUUAAAUGGUUAAAUGCUAUUAAAGGAAAUUCUGUAUACCAUACAGGGAAAAAAGAUGAGCUAGAGCAUUAUUUAUGUUAUAAAUUGUAAUAUAAAGGAAAUAGUGAUAUAUAUCUAUAUAUAUCUCGGGUUAUCUCUCUUAUCAGAAGACCCAAUGUAAUGUGACAGCAGUUAAAAGAUGUGAUGAUUCUGAGACUUAUUCAAAUGAUGAUGAUUAAAUGUAUUUCUUGUAUCCCAAUUUUUAAACAUGGUAUGAGGGACUUUAUACCUUUGCAUGGCUAUAAUCCAUGGAUAUAUUCAUAUAUUGCAGCAAAUUUACAGGGUAUCUGUGUUUUAAGUGCUUGUUUGAUGCAAUUGAUUAUUGCUAUUCUUGAAAUUGUUGAUUGUUUUUUUCCAUUUAUAAACCAUCUAUAAAUAAAGAAAAAUCAAAAAUGAAAAUCAA